AUGCCCGAGGACCCCGCCAUGCGCAAGUUAGUCGUCGACGACCCCGAAAACGCGAACACGCGUGUAAAAAACGCGAACACGCGUCUUCCUCCUCCGGAGAAGCUGAGGAGGCCGAGGUCGUACGGUGCGAUGGCUCAGCGUGGUACCAAGUUUGUCGCGGCCAUUAACGACCUGAUGGCCGAGUACGAGGCGGACCUGUCUAAGGUCGAACGUCGCUUGGACGAGGACCGAAAUGAGACCGAGGCGUCAAAGGCGAAGCUGGAAGAGGCUCAAAACGAAGCCGCGGCGGCGAAGGGGAAACUCGACGAGGCGAUGUCCAGAGUGUCGAGGCUGGAAGAGGAGAAAAUAGUUCUCCGCGCCAACAUUGACAAAGUUUCCGCCUCGGUGAUUCGCCUGGAGGAGGCAAGGAGAGCCAAAAGCGCCGAGGUGGCGUUGCUGAAGAGGCGUAUCGAGGCCAAGGACGCCUUGUUCGACGUCAAGGUCAAGCGGGCGAAAAAGGAGGCGAGGCGAGAGCUUACGGCUAAGUUUCAGGAACGCCUCGCCAAGGUAGAGGAAGGUUUGGUCAAGCUCGAGAAGGCCAAAAAUGAUGAGAACGAUCUGGGGCAGAUCAAGGGAAAUCUUGCGAUGAUUUCCGACCUGAAGAAACCGGACGCCCCGACGCUUGAUGACGAGGAGGCGAAGCUGAAAAGCUGGGAGAGUGAGUAUACCGACGACGAAACGUACGAGCGUAUUGCUUCCGAGAUUCGAGGCGAGCUGUUUUACUCUCCCGUAUCGCCGGACUCGGUAGACACCAGCAUUGGCAACAAGUCGCUUGAAGAGACAGCGGCCAACCUGGGUGUCGUUGAUCCGACCGGAUCGAACGCGGGGACACCGGCCCUCUCGAACCUCCGUGCCGAGCGCGAGACGCUGUCCGCAGCUUGA
Messenger RNA from Eutrema salsugineum, 921 nucleotides. RefSeq names its product M protein, serotype 12-like. Lineage: Eukaryota; Viridiplantae; Streptophyta; Magnoliopsida; Brassicales; Brassicaceae. The record is from RefSeq and is a predicted model, not a curated record. The transcript is spliced from 2 exons. Bases 1 to 921 code for a protein of 306 amino acids.